AAGGCCCGGGGCGGCGGGGGCAGCCCGCGGGGCUCCGUGCUGUGCCUCUGAGCCGUCUGGCCGUCGCGCUUGCUGCCAUCCAGCUUGCAAACUGGAAGGUUUAUGAGAUGUCUCCAGGAGAGGAUGAGUUAUUGUUGCAUUUCGUCUCUUAUUGCAUAAUACUGCUCUUUCGGCCAUUUUUUUUUUUUUUUUCCCUGAUGACCUCUUGCCUUUUAUCGAGGAAGGCAGUGCGAAGGGUGCCAUGUGGAGCAGGGGCUCGGAAAGAGAGGAGGGAAUUGGACACAGGGCAAAACGGACAUGCGCUUGUCACUGUCUACUUUGAUUUGAUCCAAGCAACUAACGAAACAAACGUGAAUAUUCCUCAGAUGGCUGAUACGCUUUUUGAGCGAGCAACAAAUAGUAGCUGGGUGGUCGUAUUUAAAGCCUUAGUCACCACACAUCAUCUAAUGGUUCAUGGCAAUGAGAGAUUUAUUCAGUACCUGGCAUCUAGAAACACAUUGUUCAAUCUCAGCAAUUUUCUGGACAAAAGUGGAUCUCAUGGUUAUGACAUGUCCACCUUUAUAAGGCGUUAUAGUAGAUACUUGAAUGAAAAAGCAUUUUCCUACAGACAAAUGGCAUUUGACUUUGCAAGAGUGAAGAAAGGAGCUGAUGGUGUAAUGAGAACAAUGGCACCUGAAAAGCUGCUGAAGAGUAUGCCAAUAUUGCAGGAACAAAUUGAUGCACUACUUGAAUUUGAUGUUCAUCCAAAUGAACUGACAAAUGGUGUCAUAAAUGCUGCGUUCAUGCUUCUGUUUAAAGAUCUUAUCAAACUUUUUGCUUGCUACAAUGAUGGGGUUAUUAACUUACUAGAGAAAUUUUUUGAAAUGAAAAAGGGACAAUGUAAAGAUGCUCUUGAAAUCUACAAACGAUUUCUUACUCGAAUGACCAGAGUAUCAGAGUUUCUUAAAGUUGCAGAGCAAGUUGGAAUUGACAAAGGUGAUAUCCCUGAUCUUACGCAGGCUCCUAGCAGUCUCAUGGAGACCCUUGAGCAACAUCUAAACUCACUGGAAGGAAAAAAACCUGGCAACAAAUCUGGGGCUCCUUCUCCUCUGAGCAAGUCUUCGCCAGCCACAACUGUUACAUCUCCUAGUUCUACUCCAGCAAAAACUAUUGAUACAUCUCCUCCAGUUGAUCUUUUUGCAACUUCAUCUACAGCUGCUCCAGUCAGCUCUUCCAAACCAUCCAGCGAUCUUCUGGAUCUUCAGCCAGAUUUCGCCGCUACUGGGCAGGCAGCUCCAGCAGCCCCUGCUGGAGCCACUUCAUGGGGAGACCUCUUGGGAGAGGAUAAUCUGGCUGCACUUUCCGGUGUUACCUCUGAGCCACAGAUUUCAGAUCCAUUUGCCCCAGAGCCUAGUGCAACUACUGCUGCAACUACUGAUACUGCAACUACUUCAGCUGCCGCUGCUACAACCACAACUAUUACUGCUGCCACUGCUGAAGUGGAUCUCUUUGGAGAUGCCUUUGCAGCUUCUCCUGGGGAAGCCCCUGCAGCGGCUGAAGGGGCAGCAGCACCAGCUACCCCAACCCCUGUAGCAGCAGCUCUUGAUGCAUGUUCAGGAAAUGACCCCUUUGCCCCAUCCGAAGGUAGUGCAGAGGCUGCUCCUGAGCUGGACCUCUUUGCUAUGAAGCCAACAGAGACUGCUGUUCCUGUAGUUACCCCUACAACUAGUGCAGCCACUCCAGUUCCUGCAACAACUCCUUCUCCAGCUGCUGCUGUUGCUGCUGCUGCUACUGCUACUACAGCUACUGCCACUACCACUACCGCCACCACUACUGCUACCACCACCACCUCCGCUCCUCCUGCUCUAGAUAUCUUUGGUGAUUUAUUUGAGUCUGUUCCUGAUGUACCCGCAGCACCUAAACCAGAUGCUACUCCUAGCAUAGAUCUCUUUGGUACAGAUGCUUUUUCAUCUCCGCCGCAUGGAGCUUCUCCUGUGCCUGAGAGUUCUCUCACUGCUGAUCUCUUAUCUGUGGAUGCAUUUGCAGCCCCCUCUCCUCUACCCACUGCCUCUCCAGCAAAGGUGGAUUCUUCAGGUGUGAUUGACCUAUUUGGUGAUGCUUUUGGAAGUAGUGCUUCUGAACCCCAGCCCGCAACCCAGGCUGCUUCUAGUUCCUCAGCUUCUGCAGACCUACUUGCUGGCUUUGGAGGUUCUUUUAUUGCUCCCUCUCCAUCACCAUCCCCAGUCACUCCAGCUCAAACCAGCUUACUACAGCCUAACUUUGAUGCAGCUUUUGGGACAACAGCUCCAACGACUGGCAGUUCAUUUGAUGCAUCAGUGUUUGAUGGCUUAGGUGAUCUUCUUAUGCCAACUAUGGUUCCUUCGGGCCAGUCUAUAGUACCUUCAGCCACAGCAACAGUCACUGCUUCAGCAGCAAGCAAGGGCCUCGGGAGCGAUCUUGAUUCAUCUCUUGCAAACUUAGUAGGCAAUCUUGGCAUUUCUGGUACCACUUCGAAAAAGGGAGACCUUCAGUGGAACGCUGGAGAAAAGAAGCUAACAGGAGGAGCCAACUGGCAGCCAAAAGUAGCACCUGCAACAUGGUCAACUGGUGGUGUCCCCAGCGGUCCAUUGAAAGGCUGGGCAAUACUGUACAGCACGGGAGCCGUGCCUCCGGCAAGUGCUGUUCCUACCACAGGAGGUACUCCACCUGUCCCACAGCCAGGAGCAGCAUUUGGGAUGCCCCCAGCAGGCACAGGUGUACCAAUGAUGCCCCAGCAGCCAGUUAUGUAUGGGCAGCCUAUGAUGAGGCCACCAUUUGGAGCUGCCACUGGCCCUGGUGUACAGCUGCAGUUUUUCUGACUGGAUGAUAAAAACAUGAGUUUGGAGUCUACAAACAGAUGCUCAGAGUUUCAAAGUGAGCCACCAGUACCAAACCCAGCGCUUACUCAGACUUUCUCUUCCUCCUGAAACGUGUAGCACAGCUGUGAAAGUGAACAUUAGGAAUGUGUACUACCUUAGCUGUUAUCCCUACUUUCUCGAAAUUUGUGUACUUGGGUUAUUUGUGUUUUACAAUUUAAACAAUGGAUGUAUGUUUCUGAUGCCUUCUAGUGCUUUUCUGAACCUAUCCCAUGGGGGCAGAUUAUGCAGCUGUUGUUUGGUGAGCCAUUUGGAGCGAUGUCUGUGGUUUUUUGAAGGUUUCAAUGUAUAUAACUUUUUGAGGACACCUAAAAUUUCCCUAGGACUUAAUUUCUCCUUUAUCUGUUACGAAAUAUAGUGUGAUAAUACCAGAUAGUAAGAAAAAUACUUAUAAAAUUGUGCGGAAUACAUUUUUUUUUCUCCCGGUCACAGGAAUCUCAAUUGUCGUGGAAAAAAAUGUUUUAUUUUUGUGGCACUGUAUAUGUUAAGAUAAUUUAAAGUAAUAUAAACUUCCAUAACAACUACUUUUUCGAUGACUUACCAAGAAUGAAAAAUCAUAUCUGAAAGAAUACCAUAUUUAUUGCUGGUUUUAUUUUUUAAUCUAUUUUAAUUAUUUAAGUUUUUGCAUUUAAAAUUGGCUUAUUUAUCAGUUCUUGCUAAAUGCACUGAAAAUGUAAAGGGUCAGUUUCUCUCCGUGUAGUUGGAAAAAGCAACCAUAGUUGUGCUGGCAUUAAGGGAUUUCAAAUACAAGAGCACUCUUUGGUGUAUCUGUAGUCAAAACAUUACAAGUGAUGUUACCCAUUUCUGUUCAGUUCUUACGUACAUCUCUUAAUUUAGUGCUUACCUGUGUAUGCCUUAGGCUAGUGUUUUCUCCAUUGCCCCGAAUGCGCUGUGAGUAGCUUUUGUACUAUUGGUGAUUAGAUUUAAUUCUGAUCCAGAGAUCCAUGCCCUUUACUGUACAUACUGUGUUUCUUUAAUUUUUAUUUGUUCUCAUACUGUUUCUGCUGAUGGCUUGGCGUAAGAUCUUGACUCUUCGAUGAGGUCACUGUUGAUCAGUGUUACAAGUGGCUUGGCAGUUCUCUGUAAAAGCAUAUUGGGUUGGAAAGAUAUUCACCUAAAGUCUUUCAAAUGAACUAUUUAAUCAAUGUAUGGUACCAUUAAAAGUGGUUGUAUCUGAAUUUGCUGUGGGGAUAACAUACACCGUAAUGGGAAAGUUCUAGAAAAAGCUAAUUUCAAAAUGGCUUUUCUUUGUAUUUCAGUUUAAAAACAACGAAAAAAACAAAACAAAACAAAAACCCCCAGUGCAUGUGUGCCCUCUGAGAUGCAAUAAACACCUUGAUCAAAGUAAA
This is a messenger RNA of Falco peregrinus (peregrine falcon), 4243 nucleotides long. RefSeq names its product synaptosome associated protein 91 (gene SNAP91). The transcript is spliced from 28 exons. Gene Ontology annotation, biological process: clathrin-dependent endocytosis; synaptic vesicle budding from presynaptic endocytic zone membrane; clathrin coat assembly. Bases 108 to 2837 code for a protein of 909 amino acids. Gene Ontology annotation, cellular component: clathrin-coated vesicle; extrinsic component of presynaptic endocytic zone membrane; clathrin-coated pit. Gene Ontology annotation, molecular function: 1-phosphatidylinositol binding; phosphatidylinositol-4,5-bisphosphate binding; clathrin heavy chain binding. Lineage: Eukaryota; Metazoa; Chordata; Aves; Falconiformes; Falconidae. The record is from RefSeq and is a predicted model, not a curated record.